Lucilia cuprina (Australian sheep blowfly) is the source of this 530-nucleotide messenger RNA. RefSeq names its product mitochondrial import inner membrane translocase subunit Tim10B. The transcript has 3 exons. The record is from RefSeq and is a predicted model, not a curated record. NCBI's taxonomy places the organism in Eukaryota, Metazoa, Arthropoda, Insecta, Diptera, Calliphoridae. Gene Ontology annotation, cellular component: mitochondrial intermembrane space chaperone complex. The coding region runs from base 136 to 465 and encodes 109 amino acids.
AAUUUCAUUAUAAUCUGGCCAUAUUUUCGUACAGCUGUUUUUUAUUACAAAAAAUCUAGUCUAUUAUCAGAAAAAACAUUAAAGUUUCUAAUAUUUUAAAAUUUUAUUCAAUAAAAUUCUAUUAAAAUAAAACAAAUGGAUCCUAAUUUAAGAAAUCUAAAAGAUUUUCUAACAUUAUACAAUAAAGUGACCGAAUUAUGUUUUACCCGUUGUAUAGACACUUUCAAUGAACGUGAUUUAGCUGAGCAUGAGAAUAUAUGUGUCAAUCGUUGUGUCAAUAAAUUUGCGCAAUUUAAUCAAUCAAUGAUGAAAGUUUAUGUUGAAGUUCAAACGAGUAUAAAUACUAAACGUAUGCAAGAAUUAGAACAACAACAGCAGCAACAACAAGAGCAAAGUAGUCCAAAUACCACGGCGGCAUCAACUGCUUUUUCAUCCUCGUCCACAGCUUCCAAUUUACCGGCCUAGUUUAUUUUUAUUUCUUAUAUGUAUAUCUGCUUAGUUGUAACUCUUAAUUAAAUACUAAAUUGUUA